AUGGCCAUUGCCCGGACUCUGCUGAUCCGCCGAACGCAGCUUGAGUGGCUUACACGGCGCAUAGCGCUCAGCGGCUGCCUCUCGCGGCGAGAAGCCUUGGCGGCAAUCGAAAGUGGUGCAGUGAAGGUUGACGGCCGCACCAUAAAGAGGGAUGUGGAGAUAUGCAAUGAGGCGGAGGUUUCUUUGUUGGGAAGAGUGCUGCCAGCAGCAGGAGCGUUGCCAGCCCUCUUUGCGGUAUUAAAGCCGCGAGGCAUUGGCUGUACGUACACCUCAAAUGGCGCAGUGCCUUCUUUAAAGAACUUGUUGCUGCAGCAACCCGAUGUAGAAGAGUUGCUGCUAAAUGGCCUCACAAAGGCAACAGCAAGUGCCCAAAAGGCAGCAGCAGACAGUCGACAGCACAACAAAGAAAACAGAGAAUCAGAAGGAGAAGAAAGCAACAACAACACUGCAGCAGACACUGGAAGUGACGAAGACGAAGAUACACUGCAGCAUGAAUACCACAGCAUCUGCAGCAACAACUGCAACAGCAACAAUAACAGCAGCAACAGCAGCAGCACCAACAAGAAAAGGUCGUCGCAGGAGCUGCCGGGGCAUCUGAUACCUGUGAACCCACUGCCUGUGCAGGCAGAGGGUCUUGUCCUCCUCACAAACGACGGCGAAUUCGCUCACCUGCUGCGUAAUCCAAGCAGCAAAAUAUUGUCGGCAUACGACCUGCGAGUCAGCGGCACUCUGCCCACAGCAGACAUGUGGCGCCGCUGGGCUUUUGGCGUCAAAAGCGAAGGAAUCGACUACGGAAGGGUUUGGGUGCAACUCCUGAGACCUUGCCCUUCAGGCGCGUGGCUGCGGCUCAAAUUCGUAGAGCCACCAGGGGCCGACCUGAGGUCUCUCCUUUUGAGUUGUGGCCUCAAGAUUCGGCGCAUGCGGCUGUAUUCCUUUGGGCCUUAUUUAAGCACGUCCGUACCUCCAGGGAUUCUGUACCCGCUGCCUAUAGAUAAGGCGCUGUUGAAGCUGCACCAGAAGCAGCGGCAGCGGCCUCGUUUGAUGUUGGUUCCUGCAGCAGAGGAACUGCCCAAUAUCAUAGAGGCCACGCAACAUCUUAAGCAUCUUAAGGGCGGUGGCUUUCCUGCGGAGAGGCUGCUGAAGGCAACUUCUGUUUUUUCAACAUCGAAACCAACAAAACCAAACUGA
Eimeria maxima is the source of this 1188-nucleotide messenger RNA. RefSeq lists its product as hypothetical. Gene Ontology annotation, biological process: pseudouridine synthesis. Gene Ontology annotation, molecular function: pseudouridine synthase activity; RNA binding. The record is from RefSeq and is a predicted model, not a curated record. Lineage: Eukaryota; Apicomplexa; Conoidasida; Eucoccidiorida; Eimeriidae. The transcript is spliced from 9 exons. Bases 1 to 1188 code for a protein of 395 amino acids.